Molecule: messenger RNA, 1173 nt
Organism: Linum trigynum
Lineage: Eukaryota; Viridiplantae; Streptophyta; Magnoliopsida; Malpighiales; Linaceae
Source: the annotation of a GenBank genome assembly
CGAACCAUCAACUCAGAACCUUUCACACUGCUUUCAUAUCUCUCCACAAUGGCCCCAAACAACUCUCAACUACAUCCUGUUGCCACCUUCAACAAUCAAGGAUUCUAUAAGCCCUCUCGAUACCUUAGGUAUCUCAAGUAUUUUCAUAAUCGUCCACUCUAUCCAUCCUUUCCCAUUCAACCUUCUGCCUUCAGAAAGUAUGAUCUUGACAUUCCUGGUCUCAUUCACAAGCUUGGCUGGGAUUCUCUCUUUGAGAAUCAACGUUUCAGUCAGUGUUCUGAAGGAGUCAGAAUGUUCUAUGCUAGUUUGAAGCGUGGCCCUAGCUCCAGUCCUUCCUUUUUCACCACUGUGGUGUAUAAUCAUGAGAUCAAGGUUACAGCCUCCCUCCUGGAUGAAACUCUUGAUCUCCCCUGUCUCGGAUCUUCUGCAGCCACAAAUGAUGAUUUUGCUUCCAUUGGCUUUGAUUUCGGUUCUGCCAUGAAAUCUCUUACCAAUGAUAUUGGGAGUAUCUCUCAAAAUGAACUUGUGCAUCCUGCUGACGCUUGGAUUAUGGCCAAUGCUCGCGAUGGGAUCCAGUUCAACUUCUCUAUGCUUAUGGUAGGGAUUUAUCUUCGUGAUAAGCUAAUUGUAUGUGAUAUCCGAGAGGAGCUGCGUGCUCAACACAUCCUUACUCGUGUUGAUGCCCAAGUUGGUAGGAGAAAGCCUGUCAUUUGCUCAGGGGGAGAGCCUGCUGAUACCCAUGCUCUUUUGGAGGCUGCACCUGCAACAUCUGAUGGGCAAUUUGUUCCUGUCCUCCUGGAGGUUGCGUCUGCAGUACUUGAAAGAAUCACUGCUGUCAAGCGCAAGGAACUAAUCAGUUUAGAGCUUCAUCAUGCUCAGAUCAAGAGGGCAAAGGAGUCUGAAUCAUUAACCACUCAGGAAGAAGAAGCAGAGGGUAAAUCUGAUUAUGAAUCUCCACCUCAAUAUGAUUUUUGAAAUGGAGAACCAGUUUAGGGGAAGUGACCAGUCUAGGGAGUUCAUUAGAAGGAUCUGGUUAGGGUAGCUUUGAAGUUUUGUCGGUCAUGGUGUCAGUGUUAGGUUAAAUCGAUAUGUUUUCUGCAAUCUUUCAAAUAAAAUGAACUUCUCUUUUAUCUAGUGUUUCGUUGUGCCUGUGAAUGAAUGGUUUGUAUAGAA